Messenger RNA from Halteromyces radiatus, 2401 nucleotides. RefSeq lists its product as uncharacterized. Bases 73 to 2292 code for a protein of 739 amino acids. Gene Ontology annotation, biological process: exocytosis; intracellular protein localization; Golgi to plasma membrane transport. Gene Ontology annotation, cellular component: exocyst. The transcript has 15 exons. The record is from RefSeq and is a predicted model, not a curated record. Lineage: Eukaryota; Fungi; Mucoromycota; Mucoromycetes; Mucorales; Cunninghamellaceae.
GACCUUUUCCUUUCAUCUUUAUACUUAAUUUUGUGUUAAUUUUUUCUUUUUUUUUUGAUUACAUAUUCAAACAUGGCCAAUGUAUUACGCAAGAAAACAGUAGGUAUGGAUGCUUUACGACGGAGAGACAGAGAUCGUCAAGGCAAUACAACAAGAGGUACCAGCAGUAGUAGUAGCAAUAAUAGUAUUCACACCGUCAUCUCAUCACCUUCACCCACAACAACAUCUGUGUAUUCCCAACCUUUUCAUUCAUCUGCUUCAAGUCGAACUCCCAAAGUAACACGUCCAUCUACCAAUAUGCCCAUGGCUUCAGGUCCUAUUACAAUAGAUUUACAUCGGUUUGCUGACGAACAUUUACAACCUCAAGAAAUUGUCAAACAGCUCCUUGGUAAUGCUAGUGAAGAAGAUGUUCGAGGGUUUCACAAAGCUCUAGUGGAAGCCAAGCAAACUGUAGGUGGCGACUUGCAACGUAAUGUGUAUCGCAAUUAUACUGAAUUCGUCUCGAUUUCCAAAGAAAUUGCCAAUUUGGACGGUGAUGUUAUGCAUUUGAAAAUGUAUUUGAAUGAAGUACGUGGGAUUUGGCAAAGUUUUUUGACUAUGUCUGAUCAAUUGGAUCAAGGUGACGCGAUUAAGGAUGAUGAAAUCAUUCUUUCAACAAGAAAACCUAGUGAUUUGAAGACAGCAGAUACCCAAAGUGUUUACAAGGCACAACUAACGGCUUUAUGGGAAAAUGUAGAAGAAUCUCAGAAAUUUGUGAAAUACGCUCCUAGUCGUCAUAUUAUUCGUGAAUUUGCUCAUUUUAUUGAAUUGGAUCCAAGAACAGAACAAGCUCGACGACAUGUACAUCUCUUCUUAUUGAACGAUUGUCUCUUGGUAGCAGCAAGAAAGAAUCGAUCCAUGUCCACCAAAAACAAACUUGUCGCCAUGUAUUGUUGGAACAUUCUUGAUAUACGGAUGAUCGAAAGAACAAAUUCAAAUGGCAUCGUAGCGGGAGUUGAUGUAUAUGUGGGUAACCGAAUAUUCGCGUAUCGAUCUGAUCGACCAGAAGAAGGAUCUUCUUUAUUUCAUUCUUUUACUCGGCUCUUGGAUGAUAAUGAAUUGAAUAUCUUGGGACAAACAAAUGGUGAAUCAAAUUUCAGGGAUGUUGUGAAGCCUCCUAGUGAAGUCAAACCUGGUCAAAGCAAAGACAUCAAAUUGGAUGACGAAGAUCAGCAAUGGUUGGAAAUACUCCCUGAUGAACUCGAAGUAAUGAUUGCCUUGCGUCGAUUUGAAGAAGCAGUAACAUGUAUUACAAAAGCACGUGGAAUAUUAUCGAUUUAUUCCAACAAUCCUCCUCCAUUAAUCAGGGACUCAUUAGAUAAAGUGGCGAAAUAUACAGAUUCUCUUGGUGCAACUAUUUGUAAUGAUCUUGGAAACCCUUUGUUGACAAAGUUACAAUUUCAACGAUAUGUGGAUUGGUUAUUACGACUUGACAAAGGGGAAAAGGCUCGGGAGGUAUUUUUAUCAACACGUUCACUUAUUAUCAAAAAAAGAAUCAGACAAUUGACAUUCGAAGGAGAUACUACAACUUAUAUCAACGAACUGGCUUUGGUAGUAUUUACUUUGAUACGAAAUACAUGUGAAUGGUAUCGAGAUUCUUUCAAGUUGAAUGCAAUGUCCUCAGGAUUUGUGACAUGGGUAAGAGAACAAACGGAAAUCUAUGCAGAAAUCUAUAAACGACAAGUAUUUUAUCAAAAUCAACUCGGAUGCCAAGUGAUUGCUGAUUGUUUCAAAUCUACUCUUGAUCAAUGCUCUAUGCUUCGUAAGGUUGGUCUUGAUCUCAAAUUUUUAUUGGAAGAUUUGUUUUUGGAUAAUAUCAAAGAAACAGUGUUUGCAUAUGAAAAGAAGGUCGGUAGCAAGAUUGACAAAUUUGUUCAAAAUGAUAAUUAUACUACAGUAUCCAGUCAGAAUUUGGGUCCAGAUGUCAAGGUGACUUCUAGUGUAGUCGGUUUUUAUAACAUUUUGGUGAAAUUUGUUCAUGACAUUUGUUUGAUAGCUAAACUUCAGUUAUAUACAACAGUGAUCGAUUGUGUAUCUCGAUUGACGGAACAUUAUCUACGAUCCAUGUUGAAUGAAAGUCAGAAAAGGGAUCUUAGUAAGGAUCAGAGAUCUGCUGCACUGAUGAAUGUAUCCUUUGUUUUGGAUAAUGUUAUACCAAGGGUUUCAUCUCAAUUCAAUUAUCAAUUUGAUCGACCUAUACCUGAAUUGGAUUCUCUAAGAGCAAGGUUACGUGAACUGACUUAUCGAAAAUAGAAUGUCCGACUUGCCACUUUCUCUCCAAGUUUGUCAAAUGAAAUCCCUUGUCCACAUGUGAAAACUUUUUUUUUGACAUCUUUUUUCUUUCUUUUCUAUUUUACUCGUC